AUGGCCUUAGCGUCUCUCAAGGAGAUCGCUACAGCACGGAGCAGCGUCAAGGGAGCUGGCAGUGGUUGGAGCGACUGCGAUGUGGAGGCAGAGCCAAUACUUGCUCAAGUCAGUCUUGACGCUGCGGACGACAGGAUUUGCUGGGGCGGCAUCACGCCGCCUGGCACAUCUCGGCGCGGCGCCGAGGCACAGAGCCGCUGCGAGGCAGCGGCGGCAAGGCACGGCGGCGAAAGCACCAUCGCCGGGCAGUCUCGGGGUGGCGUGGAGGGCCACUCGAGCUCUGCCGGCGGUGCGGCCGCCGCUCACGGACACGCGACGCGAGGAGGCAUCGCCGAGGGCGUCGACGAGGCGCUCGACGAGGCGCGGCCGCGGGACGGGUCUUCUCGGAGCCGCGAAGGCGCCGCUGCAGGCGGCGGCGGCGAGAGCGGUUCAGAGGACGAGGGUUCAGAGGACGAGGGUUCAGAGGACGAGGGUUCAGAGGACGAGGGUUCAGAUGAGUAA
Messenger RNA from Emiliania huxleyi CCMP1516, 501 nucleotides. RefSeq lists its product as hypothetical. The coding region runs from base 1 to 501 and encodes 166 amino acids. The record is from RefSeq and is a predicted model, not a curated record. The transcript has a single exon. NCBI's taxonomy places the organism in Eukaryota, Haptophyta, Isochrysidales, Noelaerhabdaceae.